Molecule: messenger RNA, 2565 nt
Organism: Conger conger (European conger)
Lineage: Eukaryota; Metazoa; Chordata; Actinopteri; Anguilliformes; Congridae
Product: amyloid beta A4 precursor protein-binding family B member 1-interacting protein-like
Exons: 14
Coding region: 100-1938 (612 amino acids)
Biological process (GO): signal transduction
Cellular component (GO): plasma membrane; cytosol
Source: RefSeq, a predicted model, not a curated record
GAGAGACUCAGCCCAGAGGCUGCAUCACUACUUGCCGAUGCAACUUAGAUCCAGUACGCAUCUUCACUCAUAUGGUAACUCAAGGGAAUCACAGCAAAGAUGGAAGAUAUAGAUGAGAUGUUCAGCAAUUUGUUGGGUGAAAUAGACCUCCUAACACAGAGUUUAGGGGUGGAAACAGUACCCCCCGAAGUUUCAUCCAGCUCACACAAUGACCUCAGCUUCUCCGUUGGUUUUACAGAUUUCAACGCAUCUCUGAAUGAGCUGGAAGACCAGGAUUUGGAUGCUUUAAUGGCUGACCUGGCAGCAGAUCUGAAUGUGACAGAAGAGAACCUAACCACAUACAAAAGCGCUCCCUCACCGCCCAAACAAGACUUUGCCAGUCUGCUGCCACCCCCACCUCCGCAAGACAACAUCCCGUGUGCACCCACCGGCAACCAGUUAACUGCGCCCUCCCUGACUGUGUCACCCACACCUGCUCCCCCUCCCCAGCCCUCAAAGCCACUGCCACCGCAAGGGAUUGAAGAGCAGGACAAAGCUGAUAAAAUUAAACUUGCCCUGGAAAAACUGAAACAGGCCAAAAUUAAAAAGAUGGUGAUUAAAGUGCUGCUGAACGACGGCAGCUCUAAGACCCUGAUGGUGGACGAGAGCCAGGUGGUGCGAGACGUUCUGGACAGCCUGUUUGAGAAGACGCACUGCGACCGCGGGGUGGACUGGAGCCUGUGUGAAUCCAACCCGGAGCUUCAGACAGAAAGAGGAUUUGAAGAUCAUGAGUUUUUACUGGAUAUUUUGUCGGCAUGGACACGAGACAGUGAAAACAAAAUACAUUUUCUGGAGAAAAAUGAUAAAUAUGCCCUUUUCAAGAAACCUCAGAAUUACUAUCUUUGGAAGAAAGAUAAAAAUUAUCUGAAUGACAUGAAGGAAAAAGCCAAGGAAGCUCUCUUGGAAGAGAACUUGAGUAGGGGCUCUGUCAUUGUACCAGACAUUGAGGGGACCCUUUAUCUGAAGGAGGAUGGGAAACGGUCCUGGAAGCAGAAAUACUUCCUUCUGCGAGCCUCAGGAAUCUAUUACGUACCCAAAGGAAAGACUAAGACAUCGAGUGAUCUGUCAUGCUUCAUACAGUUUGAGAAUGUGAAUGUGUACUAUGCCAACGGCGCAGAGUACAAAAAUAAACACAAGGUCCCCACAGAGUUUUGUUUCGUCCUCAAGCACCCACAGAUCCAGAAGGAUUCCCAAUACAUCAAACACCUGUGCUGUGAUGAUGAGCGAACCAUGAACCUGUGGGUGACUGGAAUCAGAAUUGCGAAGUACGGCGAGAAACUGUAUGAAAACUACAAGACUGCUGUGAGGAAAGCCUGUGUAAACUCAGCGUGGACAAACCGCAAUGUCUCCACCCCCUCAACACCUUCCCCCACCCCAAAAGCCAAAGCUGCCAAUGGACAUGCCCCCCCGGUCCUGGACCAGCCCAAAACCCUCAACACUGAGGCCAAGGAUUAUGGCAGCGGUGAGGUAGAACUCUCCUUUCCUCCACCCCCUGCAGAGAGGACUGAAUCCCCCACAGUGCCUCAACUGUCCUUUCCACCACCACCACCCCCACCGGCAUCACCCUCCCUGCCCCCCAAGGCUCUGCCACCCUUACCCCGGCACCAGCCAGCUGCCCCACCUCCGCCAGACCCAGAAGACUUCCCACCUCCUCCACCUGACUUCUUCCCAGAGCCACCCCCAGACUUCCUUCCCCCUCCACCUCCUGUUCACAAGCUGAGCCUGCCCCCUAAACCACCAGUCCCAGGGACAUCAGCAAGUCCUGUCCAAGACAGGAAGAAGAAACCCCCGGCUCCCCCAAAGAGGACAACUCCAGUUGCAACAGCGCCCUCUGGUGGAAACAUGAUGUCAGAACUUGCGGCUGCAAUGCAGAAAAGACAGAGUACUAUUCAGCCCUAACUAGUAUUCAGCUUGCUUUUCCAACAUAUUUGUGUCAUUUUUCAAGUCUCUGCAGUCUGUGGCAAACUGCGCCAAGAAUAGGUAGUUCAUUACGGGAAAUGGUGAGAUCUGUUGAAAUGCAUUACUUUUUUUAAAUGAAAAAAAUAUCCCUUGCCACAGUUGCUUUUAGCAGUUCCUCAUAUAGUGGUUCUGCUAUUGUACCGAUGGAGGUAAUAUUUUCCAUUCUACAAAUUAUUUGCAAGGCCCACAACCAGUGUUUUACUUUUUUCAGCAAGAUUGUAGUUAAUUAGCUAUAUACUGAGUAUUUGGCAUUCAUUGAAUGAAAAUAAUAAUAAUAAUAAUUGCACUUACGAUGACUAUAUGUUUAGAACAACACUUCAUGUGUAUUUUACUAGUUAUGAAUGUGAUGCUUUAACUUGUGGAAGAACCUAUGCACUUGUAAGUCGCUUUGGAUUAAUAGCGUCUGCUAAAUGACAAAAAUGUAAAAUGUAAAUGAUAAUCUUUUGUAUCUGAUGAAAAUCAGUUGACGCAUUGCUGGUUUUUAAUGAGGAAAAUGCCUUCAUGUUUUAUUGUACAUUCUUCUGAUGUAACAGUUAUUUAAAGCAAAUAAAAUUCAAACACAAUGGA